AUGAAGAAUCUGUUCAUCUGGGCCGCCGCCGUGGUUCUUCUCCCGGCGGUGCUCGCCGACUGCACGUGCGAGGCGGAGGAGGAUGGCGACCGGAGCAGGAGCCUGGCCCUCAAGUACAAGUUGGCUGCCAUCGCCGCCAUUCUGGUGGCGAGCGCCGUCGGGGUGUGUCUUCCGGUGGUCGGGAGGAGAGUUCGGGCGCUGAGUCCGGAGAGGAAUUUCUUCUUCGUGAUAAAAGCGUUCGCCGCCGGCGUGAUUCUGUCGACGGGGUUCAUCCACGUGUUGCCGGAUGCAUUCGAGAGUCUGACGUCGCCGUGUAUUCCGGCGAGCCUGUGGGGGGAUUUUCCGUUCACCGGGUUUAUCGCCAUGGUCUCCGCUAUUGGGACUCUGAUGCAUGGUCGAUACAAUCACGCCGGCGGCGAACGCUUUUAUCACGAAGAAGAAAUUCCUCUCCGGACUCAGCGCCGAAACCCUCCUCCCGACCACCGGAAGACACACCCCGACGGCGCUCGCCACCAGAAUAGCGGCGAUGGCAGCCAACUUGUACUUGAGGGCCAGGCUCCUGCUCCGGUCGCCAUCCUCCUCCGCCUCGCACGUACAGUCGGCGAGCACCGCCGCCGUGGCCGGGAGAAGAACCACGGCGGCGGCCCAGAUGAACAGAUUCUUCAUCUCAGAUUUAUAGAUCUUUUUCAAACCAACAGUUUUCCGAUGCUGAAUUCUUGA
This is a messenger RNA of Erythranthe guttata (spotted monkey flower), 720 nucleotides long. NCBI's taxonomy places the organism in Eukaryota, Viridiplantae, Streptophyta, Magnoliopsida, Lamiales, Phrymaceae. The record is from RefSeq and is a predicted model, not a curated record.